Molecule: messenger RNA, 1985 nt
Organism: Poeciliopsis prolifica (blackstripe livebearer)
Lineage: Eukaryota; Metazoa; Chordata; Actinopteri; Cyprinodontiformes; Poeciliidae
Gene: knop1
Product: lysine-rich nucleolar protein 1
Exons: 7
Coding region: 253-1764 (503 amino acids)
Source: RefSeq, a predicted model, not a curated record
CACGUUGCUAGGGACGCUCGCUAACAGGAACGAGCAAGCGCUACUUCCGCCUCGGAGAGUAAAUGUGUCUCCACGUGAAUUGUCAAAGUGUGCAAAACGGAUUCCGAUGAGGACGUGGUGUUUGUUUCUGAAAAGUCUGCACGUAAACCCGUAGGGAUCACAAUCAGCCUGGAGAAGCUACUGGCUCUGCAGAGGGACAUUGAUGAGCAGUCCCAGCCCACACAGCCAGCCAAACCUCUGACAAGCCAUGAGAUGAGUGCUGACGCAAAGAUGGAGGAGGAUAACGAUGAGGCAAAUAUAAUAAAAAAGGAGAAAAAACAGAAGAGAGGACAAGCGUGUUCACCAGAAAUCCAAAUGUGCGCAGCUGAGAACGGGAGUCGAGCCAAGACUAAGAAGAAACGGAAAAAAGUAGAAACGGAGUCACAAGAAAAGGAAGAUGAAGCAGAUCAGAAGAAAGACAAGAAAAAAACAAAAAGGCAGAAACACAAUGGAGUUUCCUCAGCUAUUGAAAUGAAUGACGACGACAGGAGGAAGAAGAAGCCGAUAGGGGACAGCGUAAUCCAAGCAGAAAAUAUUACCUUGAAGGCUGAAAAAUUGGAAAAGAAGAAAAGGAAAGAGGAGAAACUCAAGGACAAAAGUGUACAAAUCAAAUCAGAAAAUCUGAAGAUGGAAGAAGACGAGGAAAUGCAGAUCGGAAGUAUUAAUCACAAGAAACCCAAGAAGAAAAAAGGCAACGUUUUAGUUUCGAGGACAGCUGAGACUAAAGAGAUAAUUGUAGAAAAGAAAAAGAAAACUUCUGUAAUAACUGAGGGAGUUGAUGAAAUCAAAGCAAAAAAGAAAGCAAAAGUGUUGGAAAAUGGGAUGAAAGUAGAAAAAGAAGAGACAGAGGUUAGCAAGGUGAAAUUAAAAAGAAAGAAAGAGAAGGAGAGUAAAUCUGAGGGACUUGGAAAUGAAAUCAAAGCAAAGAGGAAAAGAUCGACACAGGACGAGAAAUUUUUCCCAAAGGAAGAAAACAAAGCGAUAGCUGUAGAGGAAGAUUUAAGUGAGGUAAAGACCAAAAAGAAAAAAAAGAGGAAGAAAGCAAAAGAGGAAGACGGGCAAGUAGAAGCAGAGGAGAUGGAGCCACAGAAGAAGAAAAAGAAAAGAGUAAAGAAGAACGAGGAGGUGGAGGACAAAAUCACUCCGGCCGCUGAACCGCAGAGCAACAAGCGCAAAAAGAAGAAAACCUCAGCUGAAGACGAUCAGGACAUGAACACUGAGGCCCGGGCUGUGGGGAAAAAGAAGAAAAAAAGCAAAGAAGAGCAGGAAGACUCCCAGGACUUUCCCAAAGGCGAUGUCGUCUUCCUAUCAGCAAAGACCGGAAACGUCGACGAGGUCACCAUUAAUCCGGAGAGAAGAAAAGCUCUUCAAAUGGAGGUCGAGGAGGCUUCCCAACCUCAGAAACCGGAUAAACCUGCAGCUUUGGGUCAGUGGAGUACCGCUCAGUUCGACAACUCCCAACAGCAGCAGAAGUUCUUGCGGCUGAUGGGCGGCUUCAAGAAGGGCUUCCAGCUGACUGGGCCCCCAGCUGCAGGAGCCAACAUGGCGCUGGGGAAGGACGCGCAGCAGCACCUGCAGCAAGGGCUUCUGGGACAGUUUGAGCGAGCACACGCACGGAAAAUGGACUUCGGUAACAGAGGGGCGGGACUUGGGUUUACGGCACCCUCCAAUAAGAAGUUUUCCAUCGACAUCAAUGCGACUCGAUCCGUCCGCUUUGAGGACUGACUAGGGAGGUUUUUGUACUUCUAGUGUUUUAACAGAGUAUUAAUUCAACUGGGGACUGCAGUUUAUAACUCACCAAAAUGUAUGUCUUGACAUUUUAUGAAUGAGAAAUUUGCAAAUCGUAUGUUGUGAAUGUUACAUACCAGACUUAAGAUAGUAGACGGUUGUGGUUUUACCAACUUCUCUGAAGACUGUGAUGAUGUUUAAUAAAUUCUCAAAAACAA